This is a messenger RNA of Spinacia oleracea (spinach), 1154 nucleotides long. RefSeq lists its product as uncharacterized. The transcript has 7 exons. The coding region runs from base 4 to 1131 and encodes 375 amino acids. NCBI's taxonomy places the organism in Eukaryota, Viridiplantae, Streptophyta, Magnoliopsida, Caryophyllales, Amaranthaceae. The record is from RefSeq and is a predicted model, not a curated record.
AAGAUGGUACAAACACAAAAGUUGUUUGUGUAUGUUUUUUACGCAUGUUUUCUACUAUCGAAUUUGCCCACUUAUUCUUGGGGAAGGAGGCUAUUUGAAAAAGAAGGACCAAAUUAUGCCGUCAAGACAAUUAAGACAGAAUACGGAGAUAUAUAUGAUUGCAUAGAUUUCUACAAGCAACCGGCAUUUAAUCAUGCUCUAUUGAAGAAUCAUACUUUCCAUCCUUCGACGAGGUCUAAUUCAAAACCUAAAAUGGCCGGAAAAAACACCAACUCUUUGACAAAGAAUGAUAUGUUUUUGGAUAUGAUCCGCUUCAAGGGUGAGAGUUGCCCUUCAGGAACUGUUCCUAUAAGAAGAGUGAAUAAGUACGACCCUGAUUCACGUUUUCCUGAACACAACGUUUCAGGAACUGUUUUUGCAUUGGGUCAAACCAAAAACGACCCGUCGAAGAAAUAUUAUGGUGCUAAUGGAGUAUUGAGCGCUUGGAACCCCCAAGUUAAACCAAACCAGUAUACUUCUGCUGAAAUCAUACUCAGAGGUGGUACUGAUUCUAUUAUUGCUGGUUGGACGGUUAAUCCAGCAAAGUACGGUGACACUCAAACAAGGUUCUUCAUUUAUGCAAAUGCAAACAAUAAACUUUGUUUCGAUUCGGAAUGCGGGUUCGUAGUAACAAGACCAGACACUCCCCUCAAUUUUAUACUAUCUCCAUUAUCCAACAUUACAGGACCAAUUUACACAUAUCCAGUCUUUGUUUAUCAGGAUGCAAAGGAUGGGAAUUAUUACCUUCAAGUGUCAUCGCGCAACAUAGAACUCGGGUUCUGGCCUCAGAAUAUAUUUGCAGGUAUGAAAAAUGGAGCAAGCUAUGCAGGAUGUGGAGGAGAAGUUUAUUCUCAAGACACAGUAAAACCUAUAGAUGCUCCAGUUAUGGGAGCUGGGACUUAUCCUGAUAUAUAUCCAGAUAAGAAGAAUUUUGCGUUUUGCAAAUUUUCGGUGGUAGAUGAUUCACAUAAUGUUGUGGUUCCUACAGAUAUAGAAAAAUUUACAAAUAAUCCUGAAUAUAAUGCUGUUGUUACCAACCAAGACCAUGGUAAAGUCAUCUACUAUGGUGGUCCUUUUCCUGUCAAUGUUUAGUUUCAUAACAACAUUAUUAAUAU